Arabidopsis lyrata subsp. lyrata is the source of this 1567-nucleotide messenger RNA. RefSeq names its product 11-beta-hydroxysteroid dehydrogenase 1B. Gene Ontology annotation, molecular function: oxidoreductase activity. The transcript is spliced from 6 exons. Lineage: Eukaryota; Viridiplantae; Streptophyta; Magnoliopsida; Brassicales; Brassicaceae. The record is from RefSeq and is a predicted model, not a curated record. The coding region runs from base 275 to 1324 and encodes 349 amino acids.
UGGAACGAAGAUUUGAUCUUAUCUACCAAAGAUGUUAAGUGGAUAAAGAAAAGAAGAAGAAGGCGUCGUCGACGUACAUUUUCCACAUCUUGACACAACGUGUCGUAUCGUUGCCAUGCAAUGAUGCCACACUACCACUUGAUCUUCGUGUCUUGUCUCUCUUCGUUUCAUCACCGUUUUUUUUUUCUAAAAUCCAAUGGAGUUGUAUUUAUAUAACGCUGAUCAAAGAGAACGUCCAAUGAGAGCCAAAUCAUUUAUGUUUUGAUCGACAACAAUGGAAUUGAUAAACGAUUUCCUCAACCUAACUGCGCCUUUCUUCACCUUCUUUGGCCUCUGCUUUUUCUUGCCUCCUUUUUAUUUCUUCAAGUUCUUGCAGUCUAUUUUCUCGACCAUUUUCUUGGAAAAUCUUUAUGGGAAAGUGGUUCUCAUCACUGGCGCGUCCUCCGGUAUCGGCGAGCAAUUGGCAUAUGAGUACGCAUGUAGAGGUGCAUGCUUGGCCCUGACCGCUCGAAGGAAGAACCGUCUAGAGGAAGUGGCAGAGAUUGCUCGUGAACUCGGAUCUCCCAAUGUUGUCACCGUUCAUGCUGAUGUCUCCAAACCUGAUGACUGUAGACGAAUCGUUGAUGACACCAUCACCCAUUUUGGCAGAUUGGAUCAUCUUGUAAAUAAUGCUGGGAUGACGCAGAUUUCAAUGUUUGAGAACAUUGAAGAUAUAACAAGGACAAAAGCAGUUUUGGAUACUAACUUCUGGGGAUCGGUUUACACAACUCGUGCUGCGCUUCCUUACCUUAGACAAAGCAAUGGUAAGAUUGUGGCUAUGUCGUCCUCUGCAGCGUGGCUAACCGCUCCAAGGAUGAGCUUUUACAAUGCAAGCAAAGCAGCUUUGUUGAGCUUCUUUGAGACGAUGAGAAUUGAGCUUGGUGGCGAUGUACACAUUACGAUUGUCACACCUGGUUAUAUAGAAUCCGAACUCACACAAGGCAAGUACUUCUCUGGUGAAGGCGAGUUAAUAGUCAACCAAGACAUGAGAGAUGUUCAAAUAGGACCAUUUCCGGUAUCAUCGGCAUCAGGAUGUGCCAAGGCGAUAGUGAACGGUGUGUGCCGGAAACAAAGAUACGUGACAGUACCAUCGUGGUUUAAGGUGACAUACCUUUGGAAAGUGCUAUGUCCUGAGUUGAUUGAGUGGGGUUGUCGGUUACUGUACAUGACUGGAACUGGUAUGUCCGAGGAAAGUGCACUCAACAAGAGGAUCAUGGACAUUCCUGGUGUACGUAGUGCUCUAUACCCGGAAUCUAUCCGAAGGCCAGAAAUCAAGUCGGAUUAGAGAGAUGUUGAUGCAUAAUAAAUAGAUGAGGUGUAUCUUGGACUAUGUCCAAUAAUAAAAGAAAUGUUUCAAAAUGUAGGUUUGUUUUUGUGUAUGGUACUUUUGACUUGUGUAUAUUAAAAUGUGUCUAAGAAUAAGGGAGUUGCCUAAUAGUGAUACUAAACAUGUGUGUCGUUGUAGAAGAGAACCGAACCGUACUGAAAUGUUUUCAACUGACUUCGAACAUUUUGAGUUUUGCAAAAA